AUCUGCAGGUUGAGGAGUGAGGCUUAUAUAGGCCUUUUGUGUGUCCAGAUACUGCGAGAUGACUGCACACACCCCCUGAUUAAAACUACACGCACUGUACACACAAACAAAGCCUGCAUGCGAAACUGAAUGAGGGAUCCCUGUUCUAUAGAGCGUCAGUGUUUUGGUCAUUUCUUCAGCGAACAGAGGAGAGAUCGAGAGUGACUGUGUGCACUGUUGUAUGCAAAGGACGGUCAUGCAUCCAUAUGAGCUGAUAGAGGAGCUUGCAUUCGACGGGUGAAAGUAUUUGGGAAGGAAGUUACAAAUAGCGCGGUUCAUGUUCAUGGCCGGCCAGGCAUUCUACAUGGUGUAAAACACAGUUACUCUAUCUAGGCCCUCUGCAUAGGUAGUGCAGCUAUAGACGUACUCUGCACACCAAAGCCAAUCUGUACGGUAUAUGGAGGUGUAGGAUGAGAAAGUGAUCUACUGAUGUAGCUUGUACAGCCAUUGUGAAUUUUGUGGAUAUACCUAGUGAAGCUGAGUGCUUCUUUGUGGUGAAAUGAAGCUGUGAUUUUUUCCUUCCUGUGUUUGCUGUAGGCCCUAUUAAUUGGAAACUUCCCUACAACAACAUGGAGGAGAUUAGUCAAACCAACGUUGAAUUGGCUUACUCGUUAGUAGACUCAUCAAGGGUUUCUACAUUCCUCAUAUCAAUACUACUCAUUGUCUAUGGAAGUUUCAGAUCUCUAAAUAUGGACCAAGAAGAGAAAGAUAGAUUACAGAAAGAAGAGAAGGAUAACACAUUAACGGGGCAGCCCCCAGGCAAUCCACAGCAAGCUGAAAAUGUUCACAGUAUAGAUGCAACUCAAGCGAUGUUCCUACCUAUAGGGGCUUCUUUCUCUCUCCUUGUUAUGUUCUUCUUCUUUGACUCAAUGCAGAUGGUCUUUGCAGUCUGUACGGCAGUACUAGCUACAGUAGCUUUUGCUUUUCUUCUGCUGCCAAUGUGUCAGUAUUUAUUGAGGCCCUGCUCUUCAGGAACAAAAAUUUCAUUUGGGUGCUGCGGGAGAUUUACUUCAGCGGAAAUCAUGUCAUUCUGUCUCUCUGUAAUGCUUGUAUUCCUGUGGGUAAUGACAGGUCAUUGGUUACUAAUGGAUGCUCUUGCAAUGGGUCUAUGUGUUACUAUGAUAGCUUUUGUUCGUUUGCCGAGUCUCAAAGUCUCAACAUUACUCCUGACCGGACUGCUCAUCUAUGAUGUGUUUUGGGUCUUCUUCUCUACAUAUAUAUUUAAUGCUAACGUCAUGGUCAAGGUAGCAACCAGGCCUGCAGAUAAUCCUGUUGGUAUCAUGGCUAAAAAAUUCAAUAUUCCUGGAGUUGCUCGUGAUGCACCUCAGCUCUCUCUCCCUGGGAAACUCAUAUUCCCAAGUAUGCACAACUCGGGUCACUUCUCCAUGCUUGGUCUUGGUGAUAUUGUAAUGCCUGGUCUUCUACUCUGUUUCGUCAUGCGUUAUGAUAAUUACAAAAGGCAACAGACUGAUACCGUUGCACCUGCUCCUAUCUUACCACCAAACGGCAUCACUCAAAAACUUACAUACUUUCAUUGUUCUCUCAUCGGUUACUUUGUAGGAUUAUUAACAGCAACGAUAUCAUCGGAGGUCUACAAGAACGCCCAGCCAGCAUUGUUAUAUCUUGUUCCAUUCACGCUACUCCCAUUGCUUAUAAUGGCUUAUCUUAAGGGUGAUCUUCGUCGCAUGUGGCAUGAGCCAUUUAUCAAGAGCACACAGAACAAGUACAUGGAGGUAUGACAGGAGAGCAACAAACUGCACGUUGUGUGAAAUGAACUCAGAUCGGAAAUGAAAGAAACUACGCGCAUGGAAAGUGAAUACGAUUGAUGGGAGAUUCCAUCUUGGAUUCAGAAGAAAUGUUUGCUGGAGUAAAGUGAAAUGUUGAUAUGAACAGAGCGUGAAGAUAGAUGCACUUGUCAAUGUUGCUGGUCAUCGCUAGUCCUUGAUCAAGAAUGUAUCUCUGUAUAUUAGUAUGAUCAGAGAUCGGACGAUGAUGCCAUAUCUAAAUAUUCUUUAGUUUCACGUUUACAAGAACCAUCGCUUCGCUUCUUGCUUUUGUCUCAAAAACUUGACUCAGUAGCCACACUUCAGGGAAUGUCUGGAUCUGUUGCAAUUGGUUGGAUGUAGUUUUAGAGUCUUCUGGCCGAGAAAUAUUGAAAAAGGGCAGGGAAAAUGAUAGUGGUCGGUUUGAAUGCUUCAAGUGAGAAAAACAUUACAAUUGAAUGUUUGCGGACAGUGAGAAACAUUGUUUUUAAUGUUUGAUGUAGAUGCUGUGACGGGUACGACCAUGGUUUGCUUAACUGAAAUAAUAUGAAUUUAAUAGAAUGCGUUUGAAAAGAUUUUAUGAAAGAGUGAUGGAUCAUUGUUGGGAAGAGGAUCAUGGGAAGGAGAAUCAUGACUAGCCGCCACCAGUGAUGUCAUCAUCUAUCAGUGUAUAUGCAAGAUAACGUAGAAUGAUUUUGAUUGGUGUAUGCUAAGCUUUGAUUAGCUCAUGGUAUUGGUAAAAACUUUAAUUGGGUGCCUGUGUAUUCAACGGUCAAACUAUGUUACAUUGGUAGAGAGGUUUAUGGGCAGUUAGCGAGAAUACUAAUCAUACCAGAUUAUAAAUACAAAGAGCUUUUGAAAUAUAUGUAUGAAAUUAUGUUGGUGUUUCUUAUGUGAGCACCGUAUGAUGUAUAAUCAUUGUGGCAUAUAAAAGUUACUGUAUGACAAUCUGGUAGCCUCAGCUUCAGUAACAGUAUCCUGAAUUCAUAAAUGAGGUUCAAAUCCUGGAAAGUAUCAAUUUAUGUAAGUGUACUAAAAUAAGUGUUAAUAAGAGCAUUAUGCUCAUAUGUGUGUGCUGAAAUCAAGCCGAUAAUUGGACCAUAACAUGUUAAUGAGUGCUCUUAGAAAAGACUAAGUAUUAUUUGAAUUAACAUCAUUUUAAUCUUAUUUAUGAAUUCAAGCUCUCGAUCAUGGAUGUCACUUUAUGUAAAAUGAUUUUGUAAAAGUUUGAUCGAACUGUUUUCAAAUUCUGUCAUCCUUAAUUUACUUUUCAUUCUCUGAUUACGAGAAAUUUCAAUUUCUCUUUCUUUUUUUCGAUAAAAAUAAAAAGUUGAAUUAUUACCAAAUGAUCAAGCUACAGUUUGAUUGACAAAGGUAGUGAGACAAAAGUAAUAUUGACUUUCUCACCCUUAUCAUGACAUCAUAGCAUAAAAUCUAUUGGUUAGAAUAGGUUUGAUUGAUAGAUGGAAUGCAUUAGUGUAUCGGCAAUCAAAAUCAAGCUUUACAUAUUUUCUUCCUAUACUAUUGUUCCUUUCAAAUUCCAAUUACCAACUCAUGAUUGUGCUUAUGUGUGUUUGUCAAUUGUGGUUAUGUAAUUAACUGGUGAAUGUCCAAAGGUAGUAGAAUUAGCUUAGAAAAGAUUACAAAGUCUCUUAACCCACUAUCUUCGCAUCAUUGAUUAAUUCCAAAGAAUCAAUCAUUACUGUCAUAAAAAUCUGAACAUGAGUACUUUCUUCUUACAUGUAGGUACCUUUAUGCUAUGGAAAAAAAACAAUGAUCGGUUUAACCUUAGAUUCUAUAUCUGCUUCCAAUUGAAAGAAGCAUUAUAAAAUUGUAACGAUGGUUUGAAAUCAACUGAUUCAUUGGUUAGGCUUUUGAAAAGAAGUAAAACAGUGUUGAUCGGU
Molecule: messenger RNA, 3706 nt
Organism: Lytechinus variegatus (green sea urchin)
Lineage: Eukaryota; Metazoa; Echinodermata; Echinoidea; Temnopleuroida; Toxopneustidae
Product: signal peptide peptidase-like 3
Exons: 11
Coding region: 609-1778 (389 amino acids)
Biological process (GO): membrane protein proteolysis
Cellular component (GO): cytoplasmic side of endoplasmic reticulum membrane; lumenal side of endoplasmic reticulum membrane; Golgi-associated vesicle membrane
Molecular function (GO): aspartic endopeptidase activity, intramembrane cleaving
Source: RefSeq, a predicted model, not a curated record